AUGUUUAAUAAAAAAUCUUCAACGACUGCAACUGACAAGAAAAAACCUUCGGAACGUAUUAAACAAACUAUCAAAUCGAUUGUGAAAUCAAAUGAUACUAAAAAAAAUGCCACAGAUACUAAAAAUAAAGUUACACCUGUAUUAAAUACUAAUAAACAAUCAGAAUCAAAACUUGAUAUUAAGACUUUUGAUGUUAAUCCAAAAGUAUUACCUAACCAAAAUGAUUCAAAUGAAUCUGAUGAAAAAAUUACAAAAGACAAACCUUUAGUUAAUAAACCUUUUGAUGCUUCAAAAAAAUUUUUUAAAAAGUUAUCAAAAACAGAAGAUUCCAAAAAUAAUUCAAAUCCAAUUAAACCAGAACAAAAUGCUUCCAUUAAAAAACGUUCUUCUGUAGCAUCCAUUUCAUCAUCUUCAUCUGUUACUUCAAAUGUUGAACCUAAAAACAAUAUUGCUGAUAGUAAACGUCACACGUCUUCAACCAUACGCUCAGAAACAUCACGACCAUCAACACCAGAUAUUAUUAAAAAACAAUCUUCAAAAAUAAAUCUAAAUCCUUCUCGACCAACUACUCCAGACCCUACAAGACGCCCUUCCAGUCGUUUAACAACACAUGACAAUUCAACCACUUCAACGCCAGACGCUACAAGACGAGCAUCUUCGCGUUCUACAUCGUCUGAACUCUCAAAAACUGCUGCCAAACGAUCAACGUCAAUCAUAUCAAGUACGAAUUCAAGACCUGCAACACCCGAACUCUCAAAAACUACGAAACGAUCUACCUCUGUUAUGUCAGUUACAAAUUCAAGACCUGCAUCGCCUGAAUUCUCAAAAACUACGAAAAGACCAACCUCUAUUAUGUCAGUUACAAAUUCAAGGGCAAAUUCAAGACCUGCAUCACCUGAAUUCUCAAAAACUACAAAAAGACCUACUUCUGUUAUACCUACUUCUGUUAUGUCAGCUACAAAUUCAAGACCUGCAUCACCUGAACUCUCAAAAACUAUGAAAAGACCUACUUCUGUAAUAUCAGUUACAAAUUCAAGGACAAAUUCAAGACCUGCAUCACCCGAACUAUCAAAAACUACGAAAAGACCUACCUCUGUUAUGUCGCCAGCAGUACCUGAAGUUAAAGCGAAACAAAAUCGCUCAACACAACAACAUGAUUCUUCAAAUAUAAUUACCAAAUCCAAACAAUUAUCUCAACAAACAUCAUCAACGUCAACACCAAUAGUAACUAAGAAAAGAAGUGUUUCUAUCUUGUCAACCCAAUCAUCAAGAGCUCCAUCACCAGAAAUUACAAAGUUACCUGAAUCUCCAUUAAUAUCAGAAACAGACAUAAAACCAUCCACAUCCGAAAUAAUAAAACCAUUAACAACCGAGACUACAAGAAAACAUGAUGUUUCAAGACCAUCUACACCAACAUCCAAUCAUGAAAUUAAAAAAUUACCAAAUAUAACCAAACGUCAACGAUCAAAUUCCAGUGCACAAGUAUCAUUUUCUACAACAUAUCAUCCAACAUUUAAUAAUUCAACAUCACCAGAAAUAACCAGGCGUCAACGAUCAAAUUCUAGUGUACAAAAUUCUAGUUCACAAAUUUCAUUUUAUAUAACACCUAAUAAUUUAACAUUAAAUUCUCAUGUUAAAAAGGAUAGGAGAACUUCAUUUACAUCGUCAAUAACAUCACAAAUAUCUGAUGAUAAUUAUUUCCCAAGAUCUUCAACACCAACAUCUGAUACUUCAGCGGAAAGUAAUGAUGGUUGUAAAGAUGAUUAUGACUUUAAGAAUAUAUCAUCAUCAAAUGAAGUUGUUAAUAAUAAUGUUCUUGAGGAUAAUUAUCAAGUUCUUGAGGAUAAUAAUCAAGUUCUUGAGGAAACGAAUAAUGUUCUUCAGGAAAAUAAUAAAGUUCCUGAGGAAACAAAUAAUGAACAAUUAUUCAUGGAGAAAUGUUUAGAAAAUAAUAAAUUAACUUCAGAUACGACACAAGAUGAUAAUAAAUUAACUUCAGAUAUGGCACAAGAUGAUGAUAAUAAAUUAACUUCAGAUACGAAACAAGAUGAUGAUAAUAAAUUAACUUCAGAUAUGACACAAGAUGAUAAUAAAUCAACUACAGAUACGACACAAGAUGAUAAUAAAUCAACUUCAGGUACGACACAAGAUGAUGAUAAGAAUUCCACGGAAAUUAAUAAUUCCACGUAUCAAGACAUCAAGUCACAUAAAAGUGAUAUUGUAGUAUUUAAUUCUGAACAAAAUGUUACUACACCCGAUAAAAUCUUUAAAAUCUGUGAUUCAACAUCGUUAGAUUCAUUAGAUAAUCCGAUAGUUAUAGAAACCUCUAUAGAAAAUAUAGAGAGAUCAAAUAAUAAUAUAUGCAAUAAUUUGAUUCAUUCAGACAAAAACGAAUCAGUAGAUGAACAAGAUAAUUCAAAUCUGAAAAGUGAUCAAGUUAUAGAGAGUUUAGAUGAAUCUUCUAAAGAAAUUAAUGUCGAAACGAAAGUAAAUGCUGUCGAGUUGGUAAAUAGUAUGAUGAACAAAAUAAAAACAGUUAAAAAUGUUAUCGAUAUUAAUGGAAAUAAAUUACCAGCCAUAAUAGAACAAGACCUUGAUUUAGAACAGAAUUCAAUUGACGAGAUUACCAAUCUAAUGAAUCAAUAUGAUAAUAUGUCAACUGUUGAAAUCGAACCGAAAGAAUUGUCACGUAUGAUAUCAGAUAACAAGAGAUAUGAAUUAAAAUCGACAGAGAUAGAACAAUAUUUAAAAGAAUCUACGAAUAGUUUGAUGAUAGAUUGUGAAAAGACACAUGUCAUUGAACAACAAAUGUCGCAAGAUAAUCAUACCGAUAAUAAUACUUUAAAGGAAAAUUUAUACGUAAUGCAAAGUAAUAUAAAUUUAAAUGAUAUUAAUAGCAUUCUUUAUCUUUCCUCCUCGCCCGCUAUUAUCGAGCAUCGGACAAUAUCGGUACAUACAGAACCAUACAAAAAAUGUGUUGGAUCGUAUGGUACAACACCACAAGACUUUAUACCUUUUACAAAUUAUGAAACGCAAGAUAUUGUAAUGUGCGUUGAUGAAAAGAAAUUCGACGAAGAAAUAGUAUCUCAUCCAUCGUUAUCUGAUAAUAUUAUUACAAAAGAAGAACAACAAUAUUAUGAUGUUUCAAUUAGUGAAGAUGAGAAUUUAAAUUCAAAGUAUAAAAUGAAGAAACCAUCUUAUGGCACAUUUCUUGACAUAUAUUCCUGUAAGAAUAUUUUCUGA
Cetraspora pellucida is the source of this 3243-nucleotide messenger RNA. The record is from the annotation of a GenBank genome assembly. Lineage: Eukaryota; Fungi; Glomeromycota; Glomeromycetes; Diversisporales; Gigasporaceae.